This is a messenger RNA of Fusarium oxysporum Fo47, 2976 nucleotides long. Its product is annotated as AAA family ATPase CDC48. Gene Ontology annotation, cellular component: nucleus; cytosol; VCP-NPL4-UFD1 AAA ATPase complex. NCBI's taxonomy places the organism in Eukaryota, Fungi, Ascomycota, Sordariomycetes, Hypocreales, Nectriaceae. The transcript is spliced from 5 exons. Gene Ontology annotation, biological process: autophagosome maturation; mitotic spindle disassembly; retrograde protein transport, ER to cytosol. Bases 238 to 2703 code for a protein of 821 amino acids. The record is from RefSeq and is a predicted model, not a curated record. Gene Ontology annotation, molecular function: polyubiquitin modification-dependent protein binding; ATP hydrolysis activity; ATP binding.
CCUUACCUCCGACCUCACCUCUGCUUUAACUCUUGCAUCUCUCAAACUUCAACACAAACUUUCUCUCUACAUCCGCCCCCACGAAUUCUCCUAUUCCGCAAUUUCUAUUUAAACACACACCACACACGCAAGAGCCAGCACUUGGCUUUUUUUUUAUCUUGCAACACUCACAGCUCCCCCUCCUUUCGUCAUCACCGAGCCAGCAUCAGCUUCGCCUGAAGCAUCCAGAUAACCAUCAUGGCUCCCCAGCCUGACGAGCACCACCCCCACAAGAAGGUCAACUUGACCGACCCUUCCGGCGCCGAGGUCAAGAACGAGGAUGAUGUCGCGACCGCGAUUCUCAAGAAGAAGAAGAAGCCUAACCAGUUGAUGGUCACCGAUGCCGUCAACGAUGACAACAGCAUUAUCGCCCUCUCCGAGGCCACUAUGGACCAGCUCCAGCUUUUCCGAGGUGAUACCGUUCUGGUUCGAGGCAAGAAGAGAAAGGACACCGUCCUCAUCGUUCUUGCCGACGAGGAACUCGAUGAUGGCAGCGCUCGCAUCAACCGAGUCGUUCGUCACAAUUUGAGAGUCAAGCACGGUGAUAUGAUCACCAUCCACCCUUGCCCGGAUAUCAAAUACGCCAAGAGAAUUGCUGUUCUCCCCAUUGCUGAUACCGUCGAGGGUAUCACCGGUUCCCUGUUCGACGUUUUCCUCGCUCCCUACUUCCGAGAAGCUUACCGACCUGUUCGCCAAGGAGACUUGUUUAUCGUCCGCGGUGGUAUGAGACAAGUAGAAUUCAAGGUUGUCGAGGUCGAUCCUCCCGAGUAUGGUAUCGUCGCACAAGAUACUGUUAUUCACUGCGAGGGUGAGCCUAUCCAGCGAGACGAGGAAGAGAACAACCUCAACGAGGUUGGUUAUGAUGACAUUGGUGGAUGCCGAAAGCAAAUGGCCCAGAUCCGAGAGAUGGUUGAGCUUCCUCUCCGACAUCCCCAGCUUUUCAAGUCUAUUGGUAUCAAGCCUCCCCGAGGUGUUCUGCUCUACGGUCCCCCCGGUACCGGUAAGACUCUAAUGGCUCGAGCUGUUGCCAACGAGACUGGUGCUUUCUUCUUCCUCAUCAACGGUCCUGAGAUCAUGUCCAAGAUGGCUGGUGAAUCCGAGUCAAACCUCCGAAAGGCUUUCGAGGAGGCUGAGAAGAACUCCCCUGCCAUCAUCUUCAUCGAUGAAAUUGACUCUAUCGCCCCCAAGCGUGAGAAGACCAACGGUGAGGUCGAGCGACGAGUCGUCUCUCAGCUCCUUACCCUCAUGGACGGUAUGAAGGCCCGCUCCAACGUCGUCGUGAUGGCUGCUACCAACCGUCCCAACUCUAUCGACCCCGCCCUUCGACGAUUCGGCCGUUUCGAUCGUGAGGUCGACAUUGGUAUCCCUGACCCUACCGGCCGUCUUGAGAUUCUUCAGAUUCACACCAAGAAUAUGAAGCUCGGCGAUGACGUCGACCUGGAGCAGAUUGCCUCCGAGACACACGGCUACGUCGGUUCCGAUGUUGCUGCCCUCUGCUCCGAGGCCGCUAUGCAGCAGAUUCGUGAGAAGAUGGAUCUCAUCGAUCUCGACGAGGACACAAUCGAUGCCGAGGUUCUUGAUUCUCUCGGUGUCACCAUGGAGAACUUCCGUUUCGCCCUUGGUGUGUCCAACCCCUCCGCUCUCCGCGAGGUCGCCGUCGUCGAGGUUCCCAACGUUCGCUGGGAGGACAUUGGUGGUCUCGAGGAGGUCAAGCAGGAUCUCAAGGAGAACGUUCAGUACCCUGUUGACCACCCCGAGAAGUACCUCAAGUUCGGUAUGUCUCCUUCUCGAGGUGUGCUGUUCUUUGGUCCUCCUGGUACUGGUAAAACUAUGUUGGCCAAGGCCGUUGCCAACGAGUGUGCUGCCAACUUCAUCUCCGUCAAGGGACCUGAGCUUCUCAGCAUGUGGUUUGGUGAGUCUGAGAGCAACAUCCGAGACAUCUUCGACAAGGCUCGUGCUGCCGCUCCUUGUGUUGUCUUCCUUGACGAACUUGACUCCAUUGCCAAGGCUCGUGGUGGAUCCAUGGGUGAUGCUGGCGGUGCUUCUGACCGUGUCGUCAACCAGCUCCUGACUGAAAUGGAUGGUAUGACUUCCAAGAAGAAUGUCUUCGUUAUUGGCGCCACCAACCGACCCGAGCAGCUCGACCCUGCUCUGUGCCGACCUGGUCGUCUCGACUCGCUCAUCUACGUACCUCUGCCCGAUGAGCCCGGUCGUCUCAGCAUUAUCAAGGCCCAGCUCCGCAAGACCCCCAUCGCCUCCGAUAUCGACUUCGGCUACAUUGCCUCCAAGACCCACGGUUUCUCUGGUGCUGAUAUCGGCUUCAUCACCCAGCGUGCUGUCAAGAUCGCUAUCAAGGAGUCUAUCGCUGCCGAUAUCGAGCGCCAGAAGGCUCGCGAGGCUGCUGGUGACGAGAUGGACACAGAUGAGGAUGCUGAGGACCCCGUGCCCGAGUUGACCAAGGCCCACUUCGAGGAGGCUAUGCAGAUGGCUCGCCGAUCAGUAUCUGACGUCGAGAUCCGCCGGUACGAGGCCUUUGCCCAACAGAUGAAGAACGCUGGUCCUGGUGCCUUCUUCAAGUUCCCCGAGGCCGGUGCCGAGGCUGCUGGUGCUGACGGCGGUAACUCGUUUGGCGAUGCUGGCAACGAUGAUGAUCUCUACGACUAAGGACGGCAACGACUGUAUGGACAUGAGUCCUUUGUAUUCUAAUAAUUUCACUCGCACAUCUCUACAUUGGCUCGUAGGCUGCUAGUGGGCAAUAUACUCACGCAUUCUAUACGGCUGAUAUUCGAAUGGGAGUUGGUAGAAUGGUAGAGGAAAGAAGAACGGCAACCUGAUCCUGGCUUUUCUGAUGAGCCAGAAGGAUAUGAAAGUAGUCACGGUGUGACUCGAGACGGAUUUGCGUUUUGAUAGAUGAUGAAAUUGAUUCCCUUAGCUUUA